Molecule: messenger RNA, 3330 nt
Organism: Paramecium tetraurelia
Lineage: Eukaryota; Ciliophora; Oligohymenophorea; Peniculida; Parameciidae
Exons: 7
Molecular function (GO): protein binding
Source: RefSeq, a predicted model, not a curated record
AUGUAAUAUAGGCCAAACAAGCCUCCACAAUCAGUUAAGAACCAAAUGGGAUCAUUCUUUCCAAAAUAACCUUUUUCUCCUACAAAGUCACAUGGCGAACACUUUGUGUCAGAAAAUCCAACUCCUCAUUAUAAAAAAUCAUCGUAACCUUAUCCAUCCAGAUAAACUUCCUUUAAUAUUUCAAGUGGGGAAAGUCUGGAGUAACAUCAUAAAAAGAGACAGAACUCCAAUUUUAGUCAAGAAAAGAAGGCUCAAAAUUUACUGUUUAAUAUAUUGUUCAAUAAUGCAAAGCCUAAUGAUAGUUUUUGCAAAGUCACGAAGAAGUAGACUAGACAAAAGCCAAUCAAUAAUUAAAUACAGAAUUGGUACCUUCCCAAUCAGCAGAAACUCUCUUUAACAGGAUAGAAGAAACAAUCAAACAUUAAUAACAGCAUGGAUGGAUAGCAAACAGUGGAUUUGAGUUUUGAGAACAAUCUCAUUAAAGGUUAUUAGGAUCAUAGCGGAUUUUAGAGUGAUACCACCAAGCCUUUGGAUGAUUAUAAUCCCAGAGCUAUCAAAUUCUUAGAGAAGGGAAAAUAAUUAUUAAGAGAAAAGCAAAUUGAAGACGCUAUCGAACAAUUAAAAAAAUGUAUCGAAACUGAUUUCAGAAUAUUGGAAGGACAUUACUUUCUGGGCAUUGGUUAUCUCGGAAAGCAACUCUAUUAGAAAGCAAUAGCAGAAUUCUAAUAUGUAGUUUAACAGGAUGCCACACAUAGAAAGAACAUCUAUUUGCUAUUGGCAAUAUCUCAUAAGAAGAUUAAUGAAUUGGAUUCAGCAAUCUCAAUUCUAAAUAAAGUCAUUUAGUUAUUCUCGAGAUAUUAUGAUGCCUUCAUUUACAGAGGUAAGCUCUUCACAAAACUCAAUUAAAUUGAGAAAGCCGAAUCAGAUUUUAAUAUGGCAAUAUAACUAAGUCCUCAAAAAGGAUUAGGGUAUUUGGGUAAGGCUGAUUGUUUGAGGAUCUAAAAUUAAUAUAAGGAAGCCAUAUCCUAUUAUUAGAAAGCCAUAAAUUGUGAGUAAGCAGUUGGGAAUGCUGCAUUACUAAAGAAAGCCAUUACUCUGUAUGAGAGUUAAUAAUAUGAUGAAUGUGCUAAAGAUUUGAGUAAACUUAUAGAAACUGAUCCUAUCAACUCUGAGGCUUAUUAUUUUAAAGGAUUAUGUAAAUUAAAAACAAAGAAUCCUACUGAAGCCCUCUUAUGUUUCGAGUAAGCUAUCAAGCAUAACAACUCUAAAAAAGCUGUCACUAAAUCACUCUAUGAAAUUGCCAAGAUGAAGAUUGAAUAAAGAGAUUUUUAUGCAGCCUUCCAUACUUUAAAUAGAUCAGCCCUGUUAGAUACCGAAAAAAGCUAUUUGGAGAAGUUUAGACUAUUCACUGAGGCUGUCAUACAUUUGAUGAAACGCAAGUUUUAAGAGAGUUUAAACAACUUCCAAGAAAUUUAGAAUCAUCAUCAAUUAAAUGAUUUUCUGAAACCGUUGUUUUAUGCUUAUAGAGCUUAUGGCCAUUUUUGUUUGUCCAAACAUCAAAAGGCUUUGGAGGAUUAUAAGUAUUUAUUAGACAUUUAACCUGCUGAACCUAGUAUUCAUUAUAAUAAAUUCCUAUGUGAAGGAAUCUUAAAGAUUUAAGCUGGGUAAUUUAAUGCUGGCAUGGAAUUCUUUUAAAGGGCGUAAAAGAUAUUCUAAAAAAAAAUGGAACCUACCUUCUAUUAAGGAGUAACAUUAAUAAAUUAAGCCUUUAAAAAAAAAAGUGAUUAAUAUAAGGAUAUUAGAAAGGGAUUGGAGUUGUUAGAUAAGGCAUAGAGUUUGAAUGACUAAAAUGCCAACUUAUAUUAUGUUAGAUCUAUAGUAAAAUGCUUUUUAGGACAAGCCAACGAGGCCUUGGUGGAUAUUGAAAGUGCUAUUCAAAAAUCAGAAGACAAUGUGGCUAAGUAUUUUUAUUUUAGAGGAAUGGUGUAUGGAAUUCUAAAAGAAUAUUAACAUUCUCUAAAUGAUUUUAGUAUCUGUUUAACAUUGGAUGAAAAUUUUGCUGAUGCAUAUUUAAAUAGAGCGAAAUGUCAUUUUUUAAGUGGAGAUUCGAACUCUGCAUUCUAGGAUUUACAAUAAUAUGAUCCAAGAAUGCAUGUGUGGGCUGGCAAUUUCUUAUUUGCAAAUGCUGCCAUUGAAGAUGCAAUUAAAGCAUACUCUAAUAAUAAAGAUUUCAAAAAUAACCCAAAAUUAUUACAAUUGAGAUCAGAAUGCUAUUUGAUUUUAAGUGACUUAGGCCUAUGCUAAGAAGAUGUCAGUAGACUCUAUAAAUUGACUAAAGAUCAAACUGCUGAAUUCGAUAAAGAUAUUUUAUCAGCUUUGAGAUUGGUCUUUAAAGAUGAUCAACAAAUUUAUUUCAAUGAAGAAAGUGAAAGUGAAUAAAUGGAAUUUAAAACUAAUUUAAAUAAAGCUGUGAACAAUUUAACCUAAUUAACCAGAGGAAAGGGAAGGUUAUUUUAAUAGUUCCACGUUUAUAUUUUUCGAGGGGCUUUUCAUUUUCAUUUGGAGAAAUACGAAGAAGCAUUAAAGGAUUUCUAAAUGGCCAAAAGUCAAAAGGAACUUUAAAUUACUGAAAAACGACUGAGACAAAGAGGAAGCUAAACAGAUUUAUUUACUGAUGAGGAAUAGUUUGAAGUAACUGAAGAUGAGGAAGAUGCUGAUUUAUUGGAGAUCUUAGAGAUCAAAUUUAAUGAACUAAUUUGCUUAGUUAUUUUAAAAUAAUUUAAAAAAGCUAAAGAGAUUUGUAAACAAUUGAUUGAGAACAUUAAUGAAGCUAAAUAGGAGGGAUUAUAAAUUCUGUUGAUGCACAUCGAAUAGAUCUUAAUGAAGGAUUAACAUCCUAUUGACUAUCAGAGAGUGAUUUGUUUGUACGAUGAACCUAAAGAAAAUAUUAUUUGUUUCUAAGUGCCUAUUAUAUUUAUAGACGGAUUGAAAAUUAGACUAUCUUUUAGCUUGCCAAAGUUAUCACCUCCAUCAUUAUCAAUCGUAUUUGAUAAAUAGUUAAUUUAAAAUAUUGGGCCUUUGUCUGUUGAAAAUAAACCUGAAGCUCCUUGGAUCAGAAGGGAACAAUAAGAUGACAUGAUUAUAUUCACUGAUAAUGUCUAAUUUAUAGAUGAUAUAAGAUUGGAGACAGAAAUAGAGGAUGAUCAUCAGUAAUAAACAUAAGCACAAGUGUAAGCAGUGGAAAUUACUCAAAUAAAAAACAAUUUAAUGUUGGAUAAGGAUAUUGAAGAAAAAUUGUAACGAUUUUUUUAAAAUAAACAACAAAAAUGA